Molecule: messenger RNA, 1950 nt
Organism: Daphnia magna
Lineage: Eukaryota; Metazoa; Arthropoda; Branchiopoda; Diplostraca; Daphniidae
Gene: Pgi
Product: glucose-6-phosphate isomerase
Biological process (GO): gluconeogenesis; glucose 6-phosphate metabolic process; glycolytic process
Cellular component (GO): cytosol
Molecular function (GO): glucose-6-phosphate isomerase activity; carbohydrate derivative binding; monosaccharide binding
Source: RefSeq, a predicted model, not a curated record
CGUGUGAUGGUAACAACGUCGCGCCUAGUAGCAGCGAUUUCUCAUUGUCUGCCGGCCCUUCCCGUCUGCCGGUCACGAAGAAAUUGUGCUCGAAAGUCACGUAAAACAAGUUCGCAGAAAAUGGACGGCAACACUUUUCUAACCGAAGAUGCAGCUUUUCAAAAUUUGAAAAAGUAUUUCGAAGAGAAAGGCAAAGAUUUGAACAUUCACCAGCUUUUCGUGCAAGAUCCAGAGAGAUUCAACAAAUACAGCAUCAAGCUUUCAACCCCAGCUGAUGGCGACAUUCUUAUUGAUUAUUCGAAGAAUCGUGUGGACGAAGAGACUUUGAAACUUCUCGUUGAAUUGGCUAAAUCUCGCAAGGUGCAAGAAUCUCGCGAUGCCAUGUUCAGUGGCCAGAAGAUCAACUUCACCGAAAACCGAGCUGUUUUGCAUACUGCUCUGAGAAACCGAAGCAAUCGACCGGUUCUCGUAGAUGGCGUUGACGUAAUGCCAGACGUCAAUGCAGUCCUUGCUCACAUGAAAGAAUUCUGUGCCGAGGUCAUUUCCGGCCAAUGGAAAGGCUACACUGGCAAAGCUAUCACCGAUGUCGUGAAUAUCGGAAUCGGUGGCUCCGAUCUUGGCCCUUUGAUGGUGACGGAAGCUUUGAAGGCUUAUUCCAUCGGACCCAACGUCCAUUUCGUAUCGAACGUCGAUGGGACUCACAUUGCAGUCACGCUACAAAAACUGAAUCCCGAGACUACCCUAUUUAUUAUCGCUUCCAAAACAUUUACAACUCAAGAAACUAUCACUAAUGCCGAGUCAGCAAAGUCCUGGUUCCUAGAAAAAGCCAAAGACGAAUCGGCUGUUGCAAAACAUUUUGUCGCCCUGUCAACCAACGCAACCAAAGUUCGUGAAUUUGGGAUUCUCGAGAAGAACAUGUUUGGAUUUUGGGAUUGGGUCGGUGGACGAUAUUCCCUCUGGUCCGCAAUUGGUUUGUCGAUCGCUCUCAGUAUUGGCUUCCAGAAUUUUGAGAAGCUCUUAGAUGGUGCAUACUUUAUGGACCAACAUUUCUGCGAAUCUCCGUUAGAACAAAACGUUCCUGUUAUUUUAGCUAUGCUUGGAGUUCUUUAUGGCGAUUUCUUUGGUGCUGAAACACACGCUUUACUGCCCUACGAUCAAUACCUCCAUCGAUUCGCUGCCUAUUUCCAACAGGGUGACAUGGAAUCAAACGGAAAAUACGUCACCCGCAGUGGACGACGAGUUGAAUAUGCUACUGGCCCAGUUGUCUGGGGAGAACCUGGAACUAACGGACAGCAUGCAUUUUACCAGCUCAUUCACCAGGGAACUCGAUUGAUUCCUGCGGAUUUUAUCGCGCCUGCCCAGUCUCUACAUCCAAUUCGAGACAAGAUCCACCAUAAACUAUUGAUGGCCAAUUUCUUGGCCCAGACGGAGGCUCUAAUGAAAGGAAAAUCAGCCGACGUUGCGAAAGCGGAACUUCAAAAAUCCGGAAUGGGCGAAGAUGAGUUGAACAAGAUCCUCCCGCACAAAGUGUUCGAAGGCAACCGGCCAACAAACUCGAUCGUGGUGCAUAAAGUUACACCUUUCAUCCUUGGUGCUCUCAUUGCCAUGUACGAAAUGAAGAUCUUCGUUCAAGGAAUCAUUUGGGAUAUCAACUCUUUCGAUCAAUGGGGUGUCGAGCUUGGCAAGCAACUAGCCAAAGCGAUUGAGCCAGAGCUUGAAGGACCAGGCGAAGUAUCUUCACACGAUUCGUCAACUAAUGGUCUAAUCAAUUUUAUCAAGAGCAAUUCAUAAACGUUUGUUCCACUCACCGCUGGAACCGAGUAGAACCAGCGAAUGUUCACACGUAGACGUCGUUCGACUUCAUUGUUUUUCCGUGAAAUUCUAUUCAAUAAUUCUAUGAUUGUUUUGAUUUUUGAAAACCAUAAUAAAAUUUGGUUUGGUAUGAGGUAA